Messenger RNA from Stylophora pistillata, 969 nucleotides. Its product is annotated as eukaryotic translation initiation factor 3 subunit A. Gene Ontology annotation, cellular component: eukaryotic translation initiation factor 3 complex, eIF3m; multi-eIF complex; eukaryotic translation initiation factor 3 complex, eIF3e. The record is from RefSeq and is a predicted model, not a curated record. Gene Ontology annotation, molecular function: translation initiation factor activity; mRNA binding. Gene Ontology annotation, biological process: protein dephosphorylation; formation of cytoplasmic translation initiation complex; translation reinitiation. NCBI's taxonomy places the organism in Eukaryota, Metazoa, Cnidaria, Anthozoa, Scleractinia, Pocilloporidae.
GUGGAGAGACUAUACACGUUGUGGGGUACCCAUACCAGGAGAGAGGAUUAUUGUGUUUAAGACACCUUUGUCACAUGAAUUUGACAGCAAAAGUGAUCAAGACAAGAAAAUCAAACCACAUGAAAGGUUUACACCAAUGGAUCUUGAGAAUCACGUCAGCCAAAAAAAUAUAAAACUUAAAAUGGUUGUGGACCUCACCAACACUAACGCUGACACAUACUAUAAUCCCAAGGAGCUCUGUGACCAUGGGAUACCUCAUCGCAAGAUCAAAUGUGUUGGAAAACAAAUUCCAGAUGAAAAUGUGGUAGAAAGGUUUAAGACUGCUGUCUGCACUUUUAUGAAAGAGAACAGUAACUCAGAUUCUGUUGUUGGGGUUCAUUGUACUCACGGCGUAAACAGAAGUGGUUACGUAGUUUGUAGAUAUCUUAUUGAAUGCAAAGGAUACACCCCUCAAGAUGCAAUCAAAGCUUUCAAUAAAACUAGAGGACAUCAUAUGGAGUAUACAGAUCACUUGGAGGAUCUUCUCGAAAAAAAAGCCAGGCUCGAUUUCCCAUCUUACGUUUGUAUUGGGGAUAACCGAAAAUGGGACGAAAUUCCAUUUGAAGAGGACAAAACAAACUGGAGAUCUAACAACAUCAGGGGAAAUACGAAAGGUAACGACUUUAGAUCACGUUAUCACGAUCAACAUGUGGAUCGUUAUCAACCACCCACAGGCAACCCAGCCCAGUGUAGACAUUACUUGUAAAGGAGGUUUAGAAGCGAAUGACACAGGGAAGAUAAUCAUGGUAAUUAUAGUCGCCACGAUAAUUAUGAAAGAACUUGUCAUAAUCCUGAACGUGAUCAUCAUAAUUAUUCCGAAAAAACUAUUAUAAUUACCGUGAUGGUUAUUAUUAUUCCAGUAUUAUAGGGCUGUGUCUCACAAGGACUGGGAACUACCGAAUUCACGAAUUUGAUUAGCUGAAAUCAAUA